UCAUCUCCUCCAUAUAGUUUGGAUCUUCUUCUUCUUCUUCUCUUUCUUCCUCUUCCUCCUCCUCUCCCUUGGCAGAUACCAUCAGGUCCAAAAUUUGGGCACACAUAUCUAUAUAGAUAUAGUUACAUACAUAGCAUACACACAUGGCACCAGUUUCACUGCCUCCUGGUUUCAGGUUCCACCCUACGGAUGAAGAGCUGGUUGCUUACUAUCUCAAAAGAAAGAUCAAUGGCCACAGGAUUGAGUUAGAGAUCAUCCCCGAAGUUGAUCUCUACAAGUGCGAACCCUGGGACUUGCCUGGAAAGUCGUUGCUACCUGGCAAAGAUUUGGAGUGGUAUUUCUUCAGUCCUCGGGAUAGGAAGUACCCAAACGGGUCAAGAACAAACCGAGCCACCAAAUCCGGAUAUUGGAAGGCCACAGGCAAAGACAGGAAAGUGAAUUCCCAAUCUCGUGCAGUGGGUAUGAAGAAAACCCUAGUUUACUAUCGAGGCCGAGCCCCUCAUGGUUGUCGUACCAACUGGGUUAUGCAUGAGUAUCGUCUUGACGAGAGAGAAUGUGAAGCUGCUUCUUCUGGCCUUCAGGAUGCAUAUGCUCUCUGUCGUGUGUUCAAGAAGACUGCAGUUAUAACCACGAAAAUCGGAGACCACUACGUGAGUGGGAAUCAGAUUAUUACAAGUGACCAGUCAUCCAGCAUUGAACUGUACUCCGAAGGAAGAUCAGGAGAAGAUUUAGAGAGCUCAGAUUAUUUGAUGCCUCUGGAUCAUAGCUCAUCACCCAACAUUGGAAAUGCCCCUUCAUCAGGACCAAGAGAUCAUGGCAAAUGGUCACAGGCACAGUUCAUAUCUGAAGAUCCCUUCUUUCUUCCAGAUUCCUCUUCACUAUUUUCCAACUAUGGCUCCAUGCCCUACCCUCCAUCCAAGGUGGAUAUAGCACUAGAGUGUGCAAGGAUGCAGCACAGGUUUUCUCCAAUGGAGGACUUUCCUUCAGAACUGAAGAUGCAACCACAAUAUGGUGGGCCAAAAAAUGAAACUGAUGAGUUAUUACAGGAGAUUCUCUCAGUUGCUCAUGCUUCUCAGGAUCUCAUAAACCAGUCUUCUAAAUAUUCUUCUCACUCAUGGGGUGCUACUAGCACAGCAAACCAACAUCAUUACGCUCCUUCUGAACGAGAAGAAGAUUUCACCUUCAUGGUUGGCCGAGAUAGUACUGCUAAUGACUAUAACUAUUAUAACAAUGCCUGCUCGGAAGACCCAGUACUGCUAAACACAAGGUCGAUAGAGAUUGGAGAUCUGGAUGAUGAUUUCAAAGCAGAGAGGAUCGUGGAGAAUUUAAGAUGGGUUGGUAUGUCAAGCAAAGAGUUGGAAUUUAAGAGCUUAACGGAAGGUCGAAAAAUUGUUCCGAUCGAGGAUAUUUCAAGUUUCCGAACAAACAGGGAGGGGAAUGAACUGCUGCAAGCAGAAUGUGAUAAUCAGCAAGAAAAUAGAAGAAAGGAACUCAAUGACACUGACAUAAACGACAUCUCAUUAGAGUUUAUCAACGAGGAUGACACUAAUGAGAACUUCAUAGACGAAGAAGGCGAUUAUUCAAGUUCUCCAAGCUUUGAGGUGGUUGAGGAAGUCAAAGUCAGCCAUGGAAUGUUUGUGUCCACAAGACAAGUAGCUGACACAUUCUUUCACCAAAUAGUUCCUUCACAAACCCUCAAGGUUCACCUCAAUCCAGUGAUAAUGGCGCACAAUUAUCACUCAGUGGAGAGCAUAGACACAGUUUCUUUCUUUAGAAACUUGAAGGCCUGUGCGAAAACAAUAUCAAGUCCCAUAAUAUUCAUACUUUCGCUUCUGCUAAUGCAUUGUAUUUAUUAUUCAGAUUCUGAUCAGGAUGUGAAGGGGAGAAGUUGGAGUGGUGCUGCUAAUAAUUGCAAUAACAGCAUGAAGAGAAUGAGAGAAUAUGAUGAUGAUGAGAAAAUCAAGUGGGAUAAUGAGAAGGAAAAGGUUUGGUUUGUGAGCACUAGAAGUGGGAAAGGAUUCAGUGUGGUGUUGAAGAAGAUAGGCAUUUUUCUCACAAUUUCUUUUGCUCUCUGUACCAUGUGGGCUAACCACGUCAUAGUUCAUUAACCCUUCAUCUCCUCUAGUCUCUUUCUCUUUCUUUUGUCUCUAACCAAAGGAUUUAAUUUAACGGACAGCUCCAAUUGAUCUUGUCCCCGUUAAUCAUUUUAGGACAUUGAUUAUCCAAAUAUACUUGUAUUUAUUUUAUUUUGACGCACUUGUUAUUUGAUUAAGAAUUAAUUGUAUUCAAUUGACAUAUAGUGAA
Molecule: messenger RNA, 2304 nt
Organism: Prosopis cineraria
Lineage: Eukaryota; Viridiplantae; Streptophyta; Magnoliopsida; Fabales; Fabaceae
Product: NAC domain-containing protein 54-like
Exons: 6
Coding region: 144-2108 (654 amino acids)
Biological process (GO): regulation of DNA-templated transcription
Molecular function (GO): DNA binding
Source: RefSeq, a predicted model, not a curated record